CAACAACAACAACAACAACAACAACAACAACAACAACAACAACAACAACAACAACAACAACAACAACAACAACAACAACAACAACAACAACAACAACAACAACAACAACAACAACAACAACAACAACAACAACAACAACAACAACAACAACAACAACAACAACAACAACAACAACAACAACAACAACAACAACAACAACAACAACAACAACAACAACAACAACAACAACAACAACAACAACAACAACAACAACAACAACAACAACAACAACAACAACAACAACAACAACAACAACAACAACAACAACAACAACAACAACAACAACAACAACAACAACAACAACAACAACAACAACAACAACAACAACAACAACAACAACAACAACAACAACAACAACAACAACAACAACAACAACAACAACAACAACAACAACAACAACAACAACAACAACAACAACAACAACAACAACAACAACAACAACAACAACAACAACAACAACAACAACAACAACAACAACAACAACAACAACAACAACAACAACAACAACAACAACAACAACAACAACAACAACAACAACAACAACAACAACAACAACAACAACAACAACAACAACAACAACAACAACAACAACAACAACAACAACAACAACAACAACAACAACAACAACAACAACAACAACAACAACAACAACAACAACAACAACAACAACAACAACAACAACAACAACAACAACAACAACAACAACAACAACAACAACAACAACAACAACAACAACAACAACAACAACAACAACAACAACAACAACAACAACAACAACAACAACAACAACAACAACAACAACAACAACAACAACAACAACAACAACAACAACAACAACAACAACAACAACAACAACAACAACAACAACAACAACAACAACAACAACAACAACAACAACAACAACAACAACAACAACAACAACAACAACAACAACAACAACAACAACAACAACAACAACAACAACAACAACAACAACAACAACAACAACAACAACAACAACAACAACAACAACAACAACAACAACAACAACAACAACAACAACAACAACAACAACAACAACAACAACAACAACAACAACAACAACAACAACAACAACAACAACAACAACAACAACAACAACAACAACAACAACAACAACAACAACAACAACAACAACAACAACAACAACAACAACAACAACAACAACAACAACAACAACAACAACAACAACAA
Molecule: messenger RNA, 1251 nt
Organism: Sycon ciliatum
Lineage: Eukaryota; Metazoa; Porifera; Calcarea; Leucosolenida; Sycettidae
Exons: 2
Source: RefSeq, a predicted model, not a curated record